This is a messenger RNA of Didymella exigua CBS 183.55, 1458 nucleotides long. Its product is annotated as tRNA-guanine transglycosylase family protein. Gene Ontology annotation, molecular function: tRNA-guanosine(34) queuine transglycosylase activity. NCBI's taxonomy places the organism in Eukaryota, Fungi, Ascomycota, Dothideomycetes, Pleosporales, Didymellaceae. The transcript is spliced from 2 exons. The record is from RefSeq and is a predicted model, not a curated record. The coding region runs from base 1 to 1458 and encodes 485 amino acids.
AUGCUCGAAUUCGCAAUUCUCAAAGCGACGGGGACACUCGCACCACGCCUCGGCCACCUUUCCUUUCCUAAGCGCAAGAGCAUAUCAACUCCAGGGUUCAUCGGCAUCACUUCGCGCGGUGUCAUUCCACACAUAUCGCAGGAUAAUUUCUCGAAAAGCCUCAGCCUCGAUGGUGUUUACGUUGCCCUUGAAGACUUCAUUGAGAAAAUCCCCCAAAAGACACCACCCGUGUUUCAGUACGAGAUCCCCGAGCCACUCCGUAGGUUUAUAGCUCUCCCGCAAGACGCGCUCCUCGUCCUCGGCCCACGCCGCAACCCGCCUAUACCAUCCCCAAUACACAGCACAAACAAGGAGCUGGGUAUUCUGACCUCUGUUGGAUUUAAGGCAUUGAGCUCAAAAUAUUAUGCUGCUGCUGCAAGGAAGCUCCAGCCAGACAUUGUGGUAGGCCUGGCUGACAUUCCCUUCGGUCAGGAGACGAUAGGGAUAAAACGGAAGGACAGGAUGAGCGACAGGACCGAGGUGUGGACGCGCGACAUAAUUGCGAAGAAGGCUACAUUAGACAAUGGUGAACCGAGCUGGGGUAUUUUCGCGCCUAUUCUACCAAUAGAGCGUGACUUGCAGAGCUGGUAUCUGGAGCAUCUGGUCGACGACAUGGUGGACAAGAUCUCUGGCGUAGCUAUUUACGACGCCUACCUUCUUGACGAUCUGUCCGAAGAACUCCACCAUCUACCACGUCUCUCCUUCCACGCACCCGCCAGCCCGCACGAAAUCCUGCGCCAAGUCGGUCUGGGCAUGGACAUCUUCACCGUUCCUUUCCUCAUAGACGCAACCGACGCCGGCAUCGCGCUCAACUUCGCCUUCCCUGCCCCACCGAAAGGCACAACCACUAGCUCACGGCAAGACCUUGGGCUUGAUAUGUGGUCAGACAUUCAUGCGACUUCUGUCACACCGCUGAGCGAGGGAUGUGAGUGCUAUGCGUGCACCAAGCACCACCGCGCGUACAUUCAGCACCUCCUUGCCGCGAAGGAAAUGCUGGGCUGGGCGCUCAUACAAAUCCACAACCAUGCUGUUCUGUCCUCAUUCUUCGCCGGUAUUCGCACUUCCAUCGAGGCAGGUACAUUUGACGCCGACGUUGCGGCAUUCGAGCGUUACUACGAGUCCGCGCUGCCAGAGAAGACAGGUCAAGGUCCAAGAGUCAGGGGAUACCAGUUCAAGCCAGAAGAGCACGCAAAGCCCGGAAAGAAGAACCAGAGAGUCUUCACCAAGUUUGAUGAUGAGAAGAUCGCGGAGCUGAGACUAGCAGCGGCUCAUGGACAGCAACCAGGCGUGAAGCCGGAGAUAAGCGAUGCCAUUGAUGAAGCACUUGUUGGGCUGAUAGGGCUGGAAGAAGUAGACGUGGAUAGCACAAGAUUGGUCGCAUCACUGAAGUUGGAGGAUGAUGCGCAGACAAGGCACUAG